Molecule: messenger RNA, 1097 nt
Organism: Geodia barretti
Lineage: Eukaryota; Metazoa; Porifera; Demospongiae; Tetractinellida; Geodiidae
Source: the annotation of a GenBank genome assembly
AUGCUGUUUGUAGCUGCAACUGAGAAUAUAUUUGGGUCAUCACAGGCCACUCCAAGUCCUCCACCUUCAACCAGUAUCGUCCCUUCUUCCACUACUGAUGAGGUCAAGAGUGCAGGUGGCGAUAAUGAAGACUUGUUCCCUGGUGACAGUGUGAGGGAGGGGAGGGAGGAGGGAGGGGAGGAAGAUGGUAGUGAUACUAGGGCGGUGAACCAAGGAGAUGGAGAGGGAGAGGGAGAGGCGGUGAAGGAGGUAGAGAAAGAGGAGGAGAAAGAGAAAGAGGGAGAAAAGCAGGGUGUUACUCCAGUUGAAGUGUCCACCGACCCACUCACCAGUGCUGUAGACGAGGCUAAAGAAAAGAGUGAGCCACCCAGUCAAACCAGUCGACAAACCAGUCAGACCAGUCAGACCACUAGUCAAACCAGUCGACAAACCAGUCAGACCACUAGUCAAACCAGUCAGGCCGAUCAAGAGGAGGACAUCUUCAAACCAAGUGAUGAAAAGGUUGGAGAUGACGAGCCGUUGUCAGCAGCAACUGAACCUCAGAAAUCAAGAGAUCUUUUCUCUGAAGAUGCAAUGGACAGUGGUCUAUUUGGCUCCAGUACCUCUGCCAGAUCCAGGGACAUGUUUGCUCCUGUAGGUGGUGAUGGUGACGAUUUGUUCAAACCGCAAGUGAAAGAAGAGACUUUGUUUCAACAGCAGGGGGCAGUGGGAGGAGGAGGAGGAGGGGGGGGAGGAGGAGGAGAGGGCGAUGAGUUUGUGAUGGUGGACAGUGGAGAUGUUCCAACUCAAGAAGAGAAAACCUUGCAGAAGCCACGGGAGACCGCGAAACAAGAUGAUCAGGUAACUGACAAAGUGGCAGUCAAGUCAGACGAUGUCAACCAAACAGUCACAGAAAAAGGAGAAGGAGGAGGGAGAGAAGGGGAGAGAGGGAGAGAGUAAGAGAGAGGAAGAGAAGAUGAAGGAGGGAAAGAGAGAGGAGGAGAAGGAGGGAGAGGGAAAGAAAGAGAGUGAAGGAAGGAAAGACUCUCUUCUGGAUAGAGAUUUGUCUCAGACGACAUAUGAGGAGAGAGCAGCCAUCAGGAAAUACCAGAGAGAAC